This is a messenger RNA of Coregonus sp. 'balchen', 1410 nucleotides long. NCBI's taxonomy places the organism in Eukaryota, Metazoa, Chordata, Actinopteri, Salmoniformes, Salmonidae. The record is from the annotation of a GenBank genome assembly.
AUGAACCAACCAACCAUGGUUUCCAUUAACCAAUCACCUUUCUCCCCUGUUGUAGGUUUGGAACUGCCCUUCAUGAUGAUGCCCCACCCCCUGAUCCCUGUUAGCUUGCCCCCUGCUUCUGUUUCCAUGGCAAUGAGCCAGAUGAACCACCUCAGCACCAUCGCCAACAUGGCCGCCGCCGCACAGCAGCAGAGCCUGCCCUGCAGAAUGGUCACCUCAGUCAUCAAAGUAAGCUAUAAUAAUAAUAAUAAUAAUAAUAAUAAUAAUAAUAAUAAUAAUAAUAAUAAGCAUAAGCAUAAGCAUAAGCAUAAUAACUAUAAAGUAAGACAUUAUAUGACAGUGUUUCCCAAUCCUGAUAUUUGGGACCCAUAAAUGUGUUAGUGCUAGGGCAAAAAUAAAUAUGUACACCCCUUUGGGUCCCCAGGACCAGGAUUGGAAAACACUGUUAUAUUCAAACAUGGAAGAUGUGGCACAGCAACAGAGCCUGCCCUGCAUAAUAGUCACCUCAGUCAUCAAGGUAAAGUGGCAGAAUAGACACAAACUGUGUAUAACAAAUAUACAGCUCUAGGCAUUUAAAGUAAUUGUUCAUGAACUUUUGACUGCGAUGAAGGACAGGGAAGCACUAUGGAAAUGGCCAAUUGAUUACACAGCAUCUACUUUCAUGGACCUCAUUUGUCACUGAUGUCCCUCUGUCAUUGACAGGAGCGUGUCCCAGAUAGUCCAUCCCCCGCCCCUUCCUUAGAGGACGGCAGGAGGCCCGGCAGCCACCCAUCGUCCCACCGCAGCAGCAGUGUCUCCAGCUCGCCGGCCCGCACAGAGAGCUCCUCAGACAGGAUACGUACGUCCCCUUAUUCCCUUCCCAUGCAACGAGUCAGACUGGCUAACUGCGUGUUCAGUGCCGCAAGUAAACAAACCAACCCUGCUAACCCAAUUUUGUUGUUGUUGUUGUUGCUGUUGUUGUUGUACUGAACUGAUAGAAAAACUGAUUUUAGAGUUGGAAUUUUGUAUUGCUCUUUGAUCCUGGGCGUGUAGGUUUUUGUUCCAGCCCAGUGGUUACACACCUAAAUCAACUACUCAAGUUCUAGAUGAUUCAUUUGAUGGUAAUACACUUUAUCAGUUGUAUCAGGUAUAUUAGUGCUGGGCUGGAACAAAACCCUGCACACUGUGGGUCCCUAGCACCAGGACUGAAGAACAGUAAUUUUGAGUCGUCCACAUGUUUAAAAUACAAAAUGUGUUAGCUAGCUGUUCAGACAGGGCAUAGACUUGUGAAAUUGAACAGACAAAGACAUCUUCUAAAUCACCUGUACUACUCUCGCUCUCCUCUCCAGCCAUACAUCAGAAUGGUUUGUCUAUGAACCAAAUGAACCAAGCUCUGCUGGGCCUCUCCCCAAGCAUUCUGCCUGGGCCUAA